UAAACCAAUCUUUACAAAAGUGAAAUUAAGGCAUAGAGCAGCCAUUCAUUUUGGAAUCUCAUCAUCUCCUCUUCUUCUUCUCUCUCACCCACAAACCCAAAACUCUCUACAAACCAAUACCAUCCCAUUCUGCACCUCUCUCAAUCAAUAUCCCCACUUUUUCCCUUCUCUUUUUCUUCCCCCUACUCAGGCUUAAACCUCAGUCCUUUUCUCUUUCUCUUUCUCACUCUCACUCUCUACCCCAACUAGUUUUUUUUUUUAAGCUCUUCCCUUUGAAUUUCCUAUCUGGGUUCCAAACACUUUGUGGUGCACAUGGGUCUUGCUGCACCUUUGGGACAAAUUGCAGGUUGAUAUGGGGUUCUUGAAUUGAUACAGGAUCCGGAGCAAGACAGUGCUGGAAGAUUUGGUGGACAAUCGGGCAAGAUAGCAAGAGUUUGACUGCAAGAACUUCUGCUUCAACCGGUCCAUGGAGGCCCGGAGGCUUGCCAUUCUCUGUUCGCAUCUCUGCCCAGUUAACUUGGGAAGUAGCCCAGCUCCUCUCUUAAAUCUUUCCUCUUCGAGCUGUGCUUCUGGAUCCAAGAGCGAGCACCUAAUUUAUGAUUCUCAAAAGGGCAGUCUGCAAGAUGACUGUGUUUUCUGCAAAAUUAUACGAGGCGAGGCACCUGCUUUUAAGCUCUAUGAUGAUGAUAGUUGCCUUUGUAUAUUAGACACAAAACCACUGAGUAAUGGGCACGCUCUAAUUAUACCAAAAUCUCAUUAUUCUUCGUUGGAAGCUACACCUCCUUCUGUGAUAGCUGCAAUGUGUUCGAAAGUUCCCAUCAUUAGCAAUGCAAUCAUGAAGUCUACUGGUAGUGAUUCGUUCAACUUAUUAGUUAACAAUGGUGUGGCUGCUGGUCAAGUUAUAUUCCAUACUCACAUUCACAUAAUUCCACGCAAGGCGAGGGAUUGCUUAUGGGCAUCUGAGAGUUUGGAGAGAAGAACACUAAAAUUUGAUGAGGAGGCAUCAAGGCUUGCAAAAAGUAUACAAGAAAUUUUACACUGCACUAAAGAGAAUGAUAGCAAGGUCCAGGAAUCAAACCUCACUGAGAAUUAGUAAUGUAAUUAGCCUGCUGUUACUAUUUUAGCUUUGUAUUAUUUUGUACCAUAUUCAUGUAUGUGAAUUACAGUUUAUUAUUCUUUUUGAGCACCAUACAUUUGGAUAAUUGAUGAACAAUAAGGAAGGAAAAAGAAAGGUUUGCUUGUAAAUCUGGUUGUAAAGUUCACUUCAUUUUGGGUGUGAUGCAAAAUUGACGAGAAUUCCAUUUGUUUUAAGAAGUUUAUUAUUUUCACUUGUUAAGUUGAUGAUCUAA
This is a messenger RNA of Cucumis sativus (cucumber), 1349 nucleotides long. Its product is annotated as adenylylsulfatase HINT3. The record is from RefSeq and is a predicted model, not a curated record. Gene Ontology annotation, biological process: purine ribonucleotide metabolic process; sulfur compound metabolic process. The transcript is spliced from 8 exons. Lineage: Eukaryota; Viridiplantae; Streptophyta; Magnoliopsida; Cucurbitales; Cucurbitaceae. Bases 467 to 1093 code for a protein of 208 amino acids. Gene Ontology annotation, molecular function: adenylylsulfatase activity.